AUGGCCACUACUGCUGUGUUGUCCCCUGCCGCCUCUGUUCCCCUCAGCAUCCGAGACCACAACUUCAUUGCCGCUAUCAGGGACGCGUAUUUUGCUUUCGAAGGCUUAACGCAGCACCCCUUUGAUUUUGUGAGCUACCUCUACGGCCACUGCCCAGAGCUCAUGAGCAUCGACGGUUGCGCGAAAGUAAUUUCGGAUGACGCUACUUUGGCGCAUUUCGACCAAGCUCGACAGGAGAGACUAGUGGACAUCGACCUUGGCCAUCAGCUCCUGAAGAUGUCUAUGAUAUCCAAGAUGGUUUUCAGGACGCGCCUCCGCUGGGUGACGGAGGCGCCCCCAACGUUCGGAAGGCGCAACCGCAUUUCGAACGUGAUGCUACGGACCGCACGAGGAAAGCCGCCGCCGGUAGGAUCCGCCGAGACGGGGGAUGCGGGAGAGCUCCUGCGCGCACUAAACGGUGGCGGCAUGGACGACCUCAACGAGAAAACCCUGGAUGACCUGAAGAACAUCUACAGACUCUGCUUCCCCGGUGGAAGGGGAAUCAGCGCGUACACAAAGAAGGAAGAUUUCAUCGGCUGCUUCCAACAGCUUUGGAGGUUUGCGCUUGGACCGGAUGAAGCGGACCGUUGCUCCAAGGUGUUCAUCGUCCGGCCAUCGGGAAAGACGGCUGGAGUAGAAGGGCUGUUCACCCCUGACGGAGUAACGUUGUGGACACCAUGCGGCACCUGGCCGUGA
Molecule: messenger RNA, 735 nt
Organism: Ectocarpus sp. CCAP 1310/34
Lineage: Eukaryota; Phaeophyceae; Ectocarpales; Ectocarpaceae
Source: the annotation of a GenBank genome assembly